Messenger RNA from Colletotrichum truncatum, 453 nucleotides. RefSeq lists its product as uncharacterized. The record is from RefSeq and is a predicted model, not a curated record. NCBI's taxonomy places the organism in Eukaryota, Fungi, Ascomycota, Sordariomycetes, Glomerellales, Glomerellaceae.
AUGGCAACCAGGCACCACUGCACCACCAACGGCGGCAUCGGAAACCGUCGAGCUGCCCGCAAUGCAGUAUUCCAGGAGAAGAUCCGCCAGAUGCGUCUGCCACUUGCCCCCUUGGUGCAGAUGUCCACUGGAGCCGUUCAUCCUCAAUACCCCGCAACACUGCUCAACUUCUGGCUCCUCACUGAGUCCCAGCUGGACGACCUCGCGCGCUUCUACCACCAGUGCUCCCCUUCGCCCUGGUCGGGACAAUACCCUUGCCCCAUCACGUGGCGUGAGGGCCUCACCCUCGAGGAGAAAAGAAGGAAGAUAGGAAAGUUCAUCGGUCUCAGAGGCUGCGAUACCCCCAUUCGGAUACGCAUCAAGACCGAGGAACAAAUUAUGGAGGAAGCCCGACAGGCGAGAAUAGCUGAGGACGAGGAGGCCCUGAGAAGGAAGAUGCCGUGGUACUCAUGA